Molecule: messenger RNA, 733 nt
Organism: Cokeromyces recurvatus
Lineage: Eukaryota; Fungi; Mucoromycota; Mucoromycetes; Mucorales; Mucoraceae
Exons: 3
Coding region: 99-605 (168 amino acids)
Source: RefSeq, a predicted model, not a curated record
UUUUUUUUUUUUAAAUAUUUACACUUCUACAUGCUUUGUUGUUAAAUCAAUAAUAUACAUUUAUAUUUAUUUACAGAGAAAUAACUUAUAGAAAAAAAAUGAAUUUUCAAUCAAUUGAUUAUUUGCAGCAAACUACACAACAAAUGCAAACAGGAAUACUAAGUAAAAGCAUUCAUUCAACAAAGCGUAAAUUAGAAGAAGAUACGAAUGAAGAGUCUAUAAACUUAAAACGUCCACAUCUUAUGAAUCAUUCUUUAUCGUUAUUACAAAAAGAGGACAGUAAAGACUUUAGAAAACAACAAUAUAUGACAUCUAUUUCUGAUUACAAGUCAAAUACCAUAGUUGAUAACAAUGCAACAUUAUCAUUGACUACUACUACUACUGCUACUGCUUUUGAUGCAAUCACUCCACCAGCAGAUGAUAUAAUGAUGAUAGAAGAUGAUUAUACAGAUGAGGAUGAGUUAUUGCAGACUCCAUCAUAUAUGAAUUCCUAUUUUAAUUACAUACCAGUGGAUACAGAAGAUGAUCUAGAAAAUGGUGGCUUUACUGGUCAAUUAGAGCUUGGUUGGAGUGAAAUGUAUUAUGAUAUGAUCUCAGAGAUGUAACCAUUUUAAUCUUUCUAAUACAUAUUUAUAUAUCUGAAUCCUGUUUUAAUAAUGAACAAUGCUUUAUAAUAAGACUUUUUUUUUAUUUUUUUUUUUAUAUCUUUGUAAAGAUUUUCUGUACGAUUUAC